AUGAUUUUUUAUAUUUUAUUAUGUCUAGCAAGUGAAGUCUUCGGAGAUGGUGUCAAAUAUAUCAAAAAAGGCCUGAUGCUUAAAUGAAAAUUUUUGCCAGAGGAAGAAAUUCAAUUCCAAUUAUAUAUCCCUCAAGUAAUUGCUGAUGAUCUAGGGUGGGCUGGAAUCGGCUUUAAAUACCCUGAAGAUGAUAGAUACAUGACAAAUGCUGAUAUGGUGAAUAUUAUUUUUGGAGAAUCUAUUUAUGAUUGUAUAGCCCUGUCUAACGGAAGCCUUACAUUGGGAGAAAUGGUGUCGUCGACAGAAGAUGGACUCUGAGACGCACUCCCUAUGGAAUAGGUGGACCCGUCGCGAUGAAGCUGAAAAUAGUGCCUCUGUAACUUUUUAAGCAGGCCUUCGGUUUAGGGAUUCCUGGUGAAGAGGGAUGUUUAGUUUCUCCCCGAAGGUUUUCCUACCAGAUGGGCUAGAAGGUUUUGCCUCUAAUUUAGCCUUUUCCUAUCGGGACUAACUGGGCACCCGCAAGAGAUGGCUCUAACCUAAGAAGCUAAUCAUUGGGUUAAAUGGGAUUAGCCAGAUAGGCACUUUAGUGGUCUAUCCUCUUAUGACCCUAUAAUUUUAACUUAACUUACAUUGGAUACUGAUGUAAAUGGGACAAAUGAUUUGGUAGUAGAUCCUACUAUUUAUGAUGAUAUUCACGUUAUUUUUACGUGGAGACGCAAACUCAUCACAGAUGAUCCUAAUGAUAUUAUUUUUAUCAAAGGUAAUGAGUAUAAUCUUUUGUGGGCAAUCGGCAUAAUGAAAAAUGGAAACCAACUCAAGCAUUUUAAAUCAGGUCGUGGAUUUGAAUCGAUUGUGCUUUCUGAUGAUUAUUUUGAUAAUUCAGUGAUAGGUGUAGAAAAUGACUCUUUCCUCUCUGAUGAUUAA
Molecule: messenger RNA, 924 nt
Organism: Blepharisma stoltei
Lineage: Eukaryota; Ciliophora; Heterotrichea; Heterotrichida; Blepharismidae
Source: the annotation of a GenBank genome assembly